Amphibalanus amphitrite is the source of this 2513-nucleotide messenger RNA. It is a transcript of the gene IP3K2, whose product is annotated as inositol-trisphosphate 3-kinase A-like. Bases 209 to 937 code for a protein of 242 amino acids. The transcript has 7 exons. The record is from RefSeq and is a predicted model, not a curated record. Gene Ontology annotation, biological process: inositol phosphate biosynthetic process. Gene Ontology annotation, molecular function: inositol-1,4,5-trisphosphate 3-kinase activity; inositol tetrakisphosphate kinase activity. Gene Ontology annotation, cellular component: cytoplasm; nucleus. NCBI's taxonomy places the organism in Eukaryota, Metazoa, Arthropoda, Thecostraca, Balanomorpha, Balanidae.
AAUCUAACAUUCCCUUGUUUCAUUUCAGCCGUCACAAUGGCGAAAGGUGAAAGGCGUGGUGCAGUGGACUCCGUUCGUACAAACCUACAAGAAACAGAAGUACCUCUGGGUUCAGCUGGCCGGACACCAAGGCAAUUUCCGAGCUGGAGACGAGGGCACCAUUCAGAAGCGGCUCUGUGGUCGAGAACAGGAGUGCCUCAAACAGCUCAUGCUGGACCCGCUCAGGCCAUACGUACCCGAGUACAGGGGACAGAUCGUCACGGAGGACGGUGAAGACUUUCUGCAGCUGCAGGACCUGCUCGGAGAGUUUGAGGAGCCCUGUGUCAUGGACUGCAAGAUCGGCGUCCGCACCUACCAGGAGGACGAGCUGGCCAAGGCCAAGGAGAAGCCCAAACUCAGAAAGGACAUGUACGAUAAGAUGAUGCUGAUCGACAAAUCAGCUCCCACCGACGAAGAACAUCGACUGAAAGCAGUCACCAAGCCCAGAUACAUGGUGUGGAGGGAAACGAUCUCAUCCACUGCCACCCUCGGCUUCCGCAUCGAGGGCAUCCGCAAGAGCGAGGGCUUCUCCAGCAAGGACUUCAAGACGACGCGGAGUCGGCAGCAGGUCAAGGAGGCUGUCACCAUGUUCACAGAGGGAUACCCUGACGCAGUGAGUCAGUACCUAGAGAGACUGGAGCGGAUACGAGCGGCGCUCAGCGAGUCGCACUUCUUCAAAACGCAUGAGUUUAUCGGCUCGUCUCUCCUUUUUGUCCACGACGCGUCGCACGCCUCUGUGUGGAUGAUCGACUUCGCCAAGACGACUCCGCUGCCUCCCGGCGUAAAUAUCAGUCACGGCGCUCCCUGGAGGCCGGGAAACCACGAGGACGGCUACCUGACCGGCAUCACCAGUCUCAUGAGCAUCCUUCGAGAGAUGGAUGCCGAGGCUAGUCCCUGAGCAGGACGACCGGGAGCCUUCCGAGCAGUGGAGACAUUUGUGAGAGAGAUGCCAGCGGAGGCCAGCCCCUGGACGGACAAUGGGAUGGGAUGGAUUUUUGAGAGGUAUACUUCAUUGAAGACAGGUUGCGAGCGUCAACAGCACCAGGAAAAGACAAAUGCUAAGAUCAAGAGCACUAUCAACACCCGGUGAUGGCAGUAUUAGACAAAAACGGCUUUGUUUCUGAUAAAGUCGAAACACGUGACCACGGACUCAUGAGAUGUUUUCUGGCAAUAUCAAGGAAGCGUUAAAUUUACACAGUCAAAACAGGCGUGAAUGGUAUGCCUCCAGUGUUGAGACGAGCCCUUUGUUUGUGAAACCUAGAUGAAUUUCUCCUUUUCUUGUUUUGAAACAACAUGACAAAGGACCUGUAACUAUUUUUCCUGAGUGCACAAAUAACAUUUUUAUCACUUUGAAGACAAGAUCUGGGUGCUGCGCUUGAAGGAAGACAAGUGAAAGUGGAAGACAAGUGGUUUCAACGAUAUGAAACGUUGUAAAUGAGAGGUGGCUUGCUUGCAUCUGUUGAUUCAAGCUCAUGCGCAGGCCAGCUUUGGUGAUGUGUUUUAUUUUGGUAACAAUCCACAAUGACAUACACUUUUUAUCUCCUGAUGAUGCUAACUAAUACAUACGCUGGCUUCAGAAAGGGCGAUGAGACCUAUUUAGACCGAUAUAAUUGUCUCUGUGUGCAUUUCGCAGUUUGUUAUUCAAAUGACAACUGAGUGGAAAAUGACUUUCAAGUCUUCUGUGAAUUGAGUGCUCAACAUCGCCUGCCUUGAAAAAGUCACUCGAAUCCUGAACCGGAAAUGUCAACUUUCAUAAGCGGAUACCUUCAAAAGCCAAUCGUCCAUCUUCAAAAGCCCAUUUCGAUUGGUCUACGUGACAACCGAUAUUGUUAUCGUGCCUGUGACUUAGCUUUUGAUAAUGUCAAGACCCACGGCAUCCCCAAAUCGCCUACAAAGCGUUCUGACGGUACCCAUUGGUUCACACGAGUGUCGCCGAAAUGUUCGUUGGUGUGUACAGUGAUCCUCGGUGGCCUCCUGAUUGGCUCAGGGAUGACAGCUCUGUAUCUGUCGGUCUGUCAACGCCCAACACGGCCCUAAACCUAGCCUGGGGCUGGACAGAGGCAGCUGCUGUCCUGUGUCUCCGCCUCUCUGUGUCUUAUCCGCCGCGUGGGCCGGGUGCGGCGCCGUCUGGGCCUUUGGAUCUCGUCGCCCGUCGAGUGCCCAGUGGCCGGUGUCUGAAGGUUGGGUGUCGCGGGCCGCUAAGACGGACCCUCGGCGCGCUAUGUGAUGGUGUAGUGAGCUGCGGGAGGGUGACGUGUGCCGGUUUGUGCCUAGCUGUGUUGGGUUCAGGAUGCCGAUGCGCACAUAUUGUGUUUAUCGCAUAACCUCGGGUACACGCGCGCGAUUGUUUGAGCUAUGUUUACCUCGCGCAGACAGCGUGUCGACGCCUCCAAUGUACAAAGGCAUACACGAUGCCGCUGUAUUGAAGGGAAUGUAUCAGUCAUGUAUGGUGCUUAUUAUAAUUUGCAAUAGAA